This is a messenger RNA of Acipenser ruthenus (sterlet), 1572 nucleotides long. RefSeq names its product CDC42 small effector protein 1-A-like. Gene Ontology annotation, biological process: regulation of Rho protein signal transduction. The record is from RefSeq and is a predicted model, not a curated record. Gene Ontology annotation, cellular component: plasma membrane. The transcript is spliced from 5 exons. Bases 438 to 665 code for a protein of 75 amino acids. Gene Ontology annotation, molecular function: small GTPase binding. NCBI's taxonomy places the organism in Eukaryota, Metazoa, Chordata, Actinopteri, Acipenseriformes, Acipenseridae.
AAUUCAUUUUGAAAAAAAAAAAAAAGAUCGUUUUGUUGAAACUUAAAUAAUUUCCUCAUUGACAAUUUCGUGAACCACACCUAAAAAUUGCACUGCUGUACGGAAAAUAAGCGACUACGCCAAUUGCACGCACCGAACCACGCUUGCAUUUAAAAAAAUAAUAAUUGCUGUUUGCACGUCGAGAUUGCUGGUCCGAUUCCUCCCAGGCUGAGGUUUGACUAGAGGGAACAAAACUCACAGAUACAGAGAGAGAGAGAGAGAGAGAGAGAGAGAGAGGAGGGUAACGGAGAGAAAGAAACAAACAGACAAGGGAGGGGCCGGGCACCCAGGACACCUGGAUGGAGUAGCUGGAAAGAAGAACUUUAAAAUAAACACCUGCCCCCGGGGGCUGCACGUCAAGCAGGGAUUUCAGAGGGGGAGCGGAGCGGGCCGCAGGCAUGAGCGAUUUCUGGCACAAAAUCGGUUGCUGUGUGGCAGAGAAACCCCAGCCGAAAAAGAAGAGGCGGCGCAUUGACCGGAGCAUGAUCGGGGAGCCCAUGAAUUUCAUCCAUUUGACUCACCUUGGGUCAGGAGACAUGAGCAGCGACGGUCCAAUGCCGGGUUCAGUACAGCAACAAAUGAGGUCCAAAGGUGAGAGUGCCAUGGGACGAAACAGCCUUCUAUAGCUGUCCUCUCCAGUAGACCACACCGCUUUUGGGGAUCCACUUGAAAAACACCAACAAACGGGAUCAAAUCCACAGAGAAAGCACUUAACAAACCGUUGGAGAAGUCCUCAUAAGUUAACAAACUGCCACGUUUUCAAAAGGACGUUGUUCACUUUCGCCCUGAAAAAAAAAAACCACAGUGUUUGACGAGAAUUGCAAGCGAGUCUCCGUUUCUCUGUUUGUUGUAUGAUGUUAUCAAACUCCUAGGACCUCUCAGUAUGUCUAUACACUGGUAUUGUUAUAUAUUGAAUUGUAUCACAAGGAACUGGGCUGUUUUUUGGGGGGUGUCUAAAUACAAGCAAUUUCAAAGAUAUGUAUAUAUAUAUAGAUGCAAAAACAUAGCAACGACAAAUGAUUUCCAGCAAGACUAGGGCUGGGGAUUGCAUUGCCCGUGUUUCCUCACUCAGACCCCUUCCUUACUAUACCCCCUGGUAUCUCUGAAUAGAUAAUCGCCUCCUUUAGCAACAGGCUGAGGGUUUUAACAAGGGAGACAAGUAGAACGCUCCCCCGAAAUGAUCUCCUUUUAUCUAGGGAAGCAGUACAGCUGGGGAUGGGGAGUUUGUUGCUGGAUAACUUCACUCAGACUCCUUGCUCGCUAAAUAUCUUGCUAUCCCUGCAGAGAUCACCGUCUCCUGUAUUUAGUAAGGGAGGGGUCUGAGUGAGGAAAGGUGGGCAACACAGUCCUCACCCCUCGUCCUGCUGGAAAUCAUUUAGGAUGUAUGUGUGUUUAUAUAUUUUAAAAAGAAAAGCAAGGGUAUUUAACUAAAGUAAAGGUUGGAAAAUAUAGGUGACCUAGAAAUCAAAAGUGUAGCAAAAGCAUUCCAAAAUAUUGUUGCUUUUUUUUUAAAAUCAAUUUUCUUACCUCUUA